GGCCCUGGGAGCAGGAAAAAUAGUCUUGUGAUCCCGAGACAGAGAAGGGGCGGGGAAAGGGCCGAGGCUGGCUGGAUUGUUUCCUGCCGCUCCUCUCAGGCUGCGGGCUUCUGGUCCCGGUGUCCCCCUGCUACUCAGGGGACUGACCUCAUUCCUGGCCAACCUGCCGGGUCCUUAUUUCCUGUCGAGCCUCUCGCCCGCGUCAGGCCCGCCGCUGGAGACCUGCGACGGGUCCCCGGUUCACCCCGGGAUCCGGUCUCCUGAUGCGGGAGGGCUUCAGUGGGGCUUUCUGCUGCGGGCGCUAAGUGUGACCUCCGAACCCUGGUCAGAAUAAGGGUGAGGGGCAGCGUGACGCUAUUUCAUUUAACAGCUUCUGGGCGUUCCACAGGUUUUCCUCUGCCUCAUGGCUUUACUUGACCCAGAGAGUGUAUGGCAACUCUAGAAAAUGAGCUCGAGCCGGGGGCCAAGGGAGGAAGGCGAAGGGCAUUGUGGGGGUGUUAUGUGAAAGCAGGACCCCAACCGACCCAUGGGUCCUCGUGCUAGCUAGCAGGUUUCUGGAGGUGGCUGUGGCUACUGCAGAUCCACCAAGGGGCUGAUUUACUUGUCUCAUCCUCCCCUUGCCUAGCCUCAUUUUCUCAGCACUCCCAAAAUGCCCAAGCCCUCCCUCAUCACCUUCACUCCGGCCACCGACCCCUGCGACCUCUGGAAAGAUGGGCAACAGCAGUCACAUCCUGAGGAGCUGAAGCCCACCCUGGAUGGGUCUGCAGCCCGGGCUUUCUACGAGGCCUUGAUUGGGGAUGAGAAUAGUACCCCUGAACCCCAGAAGCCUCAGCCUGAGUUUGCCUGUGAGAGAAAGAGGAAGAAAAGAACGAUGAAGGAGGCUGUAGCAAGAGCAUCAGGAGGAUGUGGACAAAGAUCCCUUGAGGCUGAGGACAAGCUGACCCAGUGGAUACUGAGGGCAGCCCAGGAGGGGGACCUGGCAAAACUAAGAAGGCUGUUGGAUCCCCAUGAGGCAGGGGGAGCUGGGGGCAAUGUCAAUGCUCGGGAUGCCUUCUGGUGGACACCCCUGAUGUGUGCUGCCCGAGCAGGCCAGGGGGCAGCUGUCCGCUAUCUCCUGGGUCGUGGGGCUGCCUGGGUAGGGGUCUGUGAGCUGGGUGGCAGGAAUGCUGCUCAGCUGGCUGAAGAAGCAGGCUUCCCUGAAGUGGCCCGCAUGGUCAGAGAGAGCCAUGGAGAGACAAGGAGUCCAGAGAAUCGGUCCUGGUCCACCUCCCCACAGUAUUGUGAAACCUGUAAUGCUUACUUCCAAGACUCUAACCACCGCACAUCCACUGCUCAUCUGCUGUCACUGACCCAGGAUUUCCGACCCUCCAACCUGCCCCUUGGGGUGCCCACCUCCAGCCCAGGCUUCAAAUUACUGCUGAGGGGGGGCUGGGAACCUGGAAUGGGACUGGGACCCCGGGGUGCAGGUCGUGCCAACCCAAUCCCCACUGUACUUAAGAGGGACCAGGAAGGAUUAGGCUACAGAUCAGUGCCCCAACCCCGAGUCACACACUUCCCAGCUCGGGAUAUCCGGGCUGUGGCUGGGAGGGAGAGAGCCCCUAGGGGGACCACACUGAGUUGGAAGGAGGAGAGAAGGCAAGAGGAGAAGAACAGGGCCUGGGAGCGUGAUCUGAGAAUGUACAUGAAUCUUGACUUCUGAUUUUGAUGAGGUCUGACCCUAGUCUGUUGCUGAAGUCUGAAUUUGGGUCUCUCACCUGGGCAUUUUGGCUUCUACUUCCUGGGGUAGGCCCAGGUCCCAGACGGUCAGGUUUUGGUCACUGGGCUCUGCCUUUGAGAGAGAGGGACUGGGAAUUGAUAAAUAAAUCAUCCUUCUCUCUC
Molecule: messenger RNA, 1878 nt
Organism: Manis pentadactyla (Chinese pangolin)
Lineage: Eukaryota; Metazoa; Chordata; Mammalia; Pholidota; Manidae
Gene: GPANK1
Product: G-patch domain and ankyrin repeats 1
Exons: 4
Coding region: 650-1699 (349 amino acids)
Molecular function (GO): protein binding; nucleic acid binding
Source: RefSeq, a predicted model, not a curated record